AUGACUAGGGACGCUAUUGUGCUGAAUCGUGAUACCCCCCGUGCCGCUGGCCUACGAGACCCGGCCGUCUCGCCGGACACUAGCAGACAGCAAGAAGAGCAUGAACACGAGCUCGGCUCCAAAGGGAAAGCCUGGCUAAAAUGGGGAGCCAAUUUGAUGGGCGAUACCGUUUUAGCUGCGUGGAGUAGCAAGACUUUUAGAACGCCUAAGGGAGGAGUCGAUUAUCGUGCGAAGGAUUGA
Talaromyces amestolkiae is the source of this 240-nucleotide messenger RNA. RefSeq lists its product as uncharacterized. The record is from RefSeq and is a predicted model, not a curated record. Lineage: Eukaryota; Fungi; Ascomycota; Eurotiomycetes; Eurotiales; Trichocomaceae. Bases 1 to 240 code for a protein of 79 amino acids. The transcript has 2 exons.